GUAAAGUCACCGGAGAUUGAAUCCACUGAAAUGUUAGAAAGAAGGAAAAAAAAAAACAUGGACUUGUUUUUUUUUUCUUUUCUUUUCACUUGUUUUGCUUUCUAUUACCCCUAUACAAUGAAUACACCAUCGAAACAGGCUGCCAUAUCUGCUUAUAGACAUUUAUUAAAAACACAAAAGGAAGUCUUUGGAAAGGAUCUUCGGGCUAUUCAAGCUGCAAAACGGGAAACGUAUGCAAGGUUUAUGCAAUACAAGGACGAAACGAACACUGAUAUUUUGGACGAGAAAUUGACAUUGGCAAAACAGGUAGCAACACUUUUACGACAAAAUGUAGUACAAGGCGAAUCAAAGGAUGGUCAACACUUUAAAUUAAAUAUUACAAAGGAUACCGAAUUAGGCGAUAAUGAUUCUAUCAAAAAUUCAAAAAAUAUUCAUCGCAAAGGCAAGAAACGAGCGACAACUACUUCAUGCUGUGGUGGACAUUAGGAUUGCAUAUGGUUACUAGUAGACUCUUUUUUUUUUUUAGUGUAGUAUUCCUAUUUUUUCUUUAUAUAUAUAUAUAUAGAUAGUUUCUUUUUUUGGAGUCUGGUGAAUCUCUCUUGGAUUGGGUCAUUCCGAUAUCAACAACAACAAAAUUGAAAAUAAAGCGUCUUCUUUUUCUUCUUUUC
This is a messenger RNA of Halteromyces radiatus, 668 nucleotides long. RefSeq lists its product as uncharacterized. The record is from RefSeq and is a predicted model, not a curated record. The coding region runs from base 118 to 486 and encodes 122 amino acids. The transcript has 5 exons. Gene Ontology annotation, biological process: mitochondrial respiratory chain complex III assembly. NCBI's taxonomy places the organism in Eukaryota, Fungi, Mucoromycota, Mucoromycetes, Mucorales, Cunninghamellaceae.